Molecule: messenger RNA, 726 nt
Organism: Arachis stenosperma
Lineage: Eukaryota; Viridiplantae; Streptophyta; Magnoliopsida; Fabales; Fabaceae
Exons: 1
Coding region: 1-726 (241 amino acids)
Source: RefSeq, a predicted model, not a curated record
AUGGGAGCAACCCCUUUUCACCACUCCAUUCUCGAGGUCCGGCUGCCGAAACAUUUCUACAAGCCAACGGACAUGAGAUACGACGGAACCCAAGAUCCUCAAGAACACCUAACGGCCUUUGAGGCCAGGAUGAACCUGGAGGGUGCGGGCGACAAGGUGAGAUGUCGCGCCUUUCCCGUGACCCUGGCUGUACCGGCAAUCCGAUGGAUCAACGCACUCCCUCAAGGGUCCGAGACGACUUUCGCAGACAUAACCUGUGGCUUUCUAGCACAAUUUACCACGCGCAUUGCAAACGCCAAGCACCCGAUCAACCUUCUAGGGGUGACCCAAAGAAAUGGAGAACUGACCAGGAAGUAUCUUGACAGGUUCAACGACGAAUGCUUAGAGAUUGACGGCCUGACCGACUCGGUGGCCAGCCAGUGUCUGACAAACGAGUUGUUGAAUGAAGACUUCAAAAAAUACCUCACUACCAAACCUGUGUGGACCAUGCCGAAAAUUCAGAAUGUGGUGAGAGAAUACAUCAACGACGAGGAGGUCAGCCAAGUGGUGGUGGCCAACAAACGGCAACUCGCCCAUCUUCCUACCCGCCAGCCCGAAAAUCGGGAAAGGCCCAAGGAGCACUCCAAGGACAAAGGGUCGACUAAACCCUUUAAACUGUUCCCCCGAAUAGGAAAAUUCAUGAACUAUAUCCCUCUGACUGCCCCGAUCGUUAAGGUAUACCAAUAA